UUUAUAUGUCAUAAACUGAUAUUAUAAAUCAAAGAUUAUUUCAUUGAAAAUAAUUGUGAAAUUUAAAAACAAACAACAUUAAUAAAAUGCACAAAUAUAAAAAUUAAUUUUAAUUCUUAUUUUAAUGAACUAUUAGUUUCUGAUGCUCAAUCAAAAUCAACGUUGUCCUGGCUUAUAUUGUGGACGAACUUUCGACAAUGAAAGUUGGUCUGAAUGUGGUGCUUGUCCAAGAGGGUCGCGCACAAAUGCAAGCUCUAUUUGCAAUCUAUGCGAAGCCGAUCCUAAAUUAUAUGAUUGGAUGUAUUUAGGAUUCAUGGUUCUUCUACCUCUAGUACUGCAUUGGUUUUGUGUAGAUCUUGUCGCUAAACGAAGAAGUUUCAGCAUCCAAGUAUUCAUCCUACAUUUGAGUUGUUUAUUUGAGGUAGGAAUUGCUGCAUUUUUCACUAUAUUGUGGGUGGAACCUACUUGGUCAUUUAGAGUUAAAUCUUGUGGUGUUGUUCGCUUAGCCGACUGGUACACUUUGCUUCACAAUCCUACCCCAAAUUACGAAAAGGCACUUCACUGCACACAGGAAGCAGUUUAUCCAUUACAUACUAUGGGUUUUGUAUUUUAUGGACUUUGCAUAGUUUUAAUGCUUUCUAUAAGACCAUAUUUGAGUAAAAAAUAUCUACCACAUACUGGUAAGAUGGCUAUAUAUUAUGCACUUUAUUUUUUUCCAAUAUUGGCUUUGUUACAUGCCGUUGCUGGUGGUUUGAUAUACUAUGCAUUUCCAUACAUAACCAUUAUCUUAUCUGUUGUAUCAAAUGCUACACAUUUCUCUUUCAAACUGGAUCAAUCAAUGAAGGAUUUAAUUCGAUCUUCGAUUGCUGAUUUGAGGAAUGCUAUUAUCAUCAUGGGGCAUUGGAUUAUACUUGCUUAUGGAUUAUUAGCACUAACUAUAGAUAAAGGUGUGCCGCAUCCCUUUGUUUUAUUGACCCUGGUACCACUACCAGCUGUUUUCUAUAUUCUCACAUCUCGAUUUACAGAUCCUAAUAAAAUACACACUGAUUAGCAAUAAAAUAUUUGUAUAUUUAUUUAUUGCAGAUAUAUUUCAUUUUGUACAAUGUAUGAAAAGCUCAGAUGUUGAUUUGUAUAAUUCCGGCAGGAGCUAUAACCUAAG
This is a messenger RNA of Ctenocephalides felis (cat flea), 1159 nucleotides long. Its product is annotated as JNK1/MAPK8-associated membrane protein-like. Bases 143 to 1051 code for a protein of 302 amino acids. Gene Ontology annotation, biological process: response to unfolded protein. Lineage: Eukaryota; Metazoa; Arthropoda; Insecta; Siphonaptera; Pulicidae. The transcript is spliced from 5 exons. Gene Ontology annotation, cellular component: membrane. Gene Ontology annotation, molecular function: ubiquitin protein ligase binding. The record is from RefSeq and is a predicted model, not a curated record.